AUGGAUUCCCAGGACCUAAUAUCGGUCAACGACCAAAAUGCUAUCUGUUACAUCCUCAACGGGUGCAUCCAGCCGGCUCCCGAUUCGAUACAACGUGCUGCAUUCGCUCUGGAUAACCUUAGACCCCGAACUGCUCGGGGUGUAACUGAUGAGACAUUCGCCCGUGGAUUCUGGCAGACAUUUCUCAAAUACGCCAGGCAAAUUCAUUGCAAUAACCAAGAUUAUCUCGCAACAGUAGUCAAGCAGUUAACGGCACUCCCCCCACAGAACCAGGGUACCGGAAACUUCUGGACUCACCUACCAGGGCUCAGAAAAGCCAUAGAAGAUAUGUGGGACGGCAAAACCUACAUCCCGCGAACGAAAUCAUUUGGUAUACCAGGAAUGGGGCUCAAAGCUAUGCGCCGCGCAUUCGAAGAUAAUCAAUCUGAGAACGCCAGGGUUAGGGAAUGCCGCAUGCAAGCCGCCGCGCAGUGGAUAUUUUACUCGGCCCCCAACUUGUAUGAGCUGAUGGAAUGUAAUCCUAGCGAGCAUGACCAGCGCAAACAUCACAGCACGCAGUUUUUGGGUACCGAUGUUUUUUCUCUUAGGCGUUGGAUGUUCUGGAAGCGGGCUCUUAUUGAUCUUUGCACACAGGUGGAUUAUGCUGCCAGAGCGGUGGAAUUUAUGGACGCAGUGGAUGGCGGCCAAUAA
Daldinia vernicosa is the source of this 690-nucleotide messenger RNA. RefSeq lists its product as uncharacterized. NCBI's taxonomy places the organism in Eukaryota, Fungi, Ascomycota, Sordariomycetes, Xylariales, Hypoxylaceae. The transcript has 4 exons. Bases 1 to 690 code for a protein of 229 amino acids. The record is from RefSeq and is a predicted model, not a curated record.